AUGGACCGUCAUGAUGAAUUAUUACGAACUGAAGAAAUUUAUUCUCAAUGCAUAGAAUCGAUUAAAAACUCUAUCCUGGGGAUUCAACGAGAAUUUUCUUCAGCUAAACAGCUUCUUGGUCAUCAGAGGAACGAAAUUAUGAAACGCAUGAGCGUAGCCAAGAAUGUUCUUGAAAUAGAUGUUUUGAAAAAUACACAAGAUUUUCAUGAGCACAUUAUAAAGGAGAUCAUGGAUAUAGAAAAAGUAUGUGAGGAGCAUCUGUUACGACUGAAAAUUGAGUUACUCACGACAACGAAAGAACGUAUGCAGCCACCGUCCCGCGUAAGUCUACGAGACGUGAAAAAAAUUUGCGGAACGUUUCUUGCUUGCGACACGUGCGGCGAAACAACGAACGAGAUGCCAUGUCGUUGCUUUUGGGAAAAUAUACCAAAAUGGAGUCUGGAAAAUACACAAAAUAUUUUAGCUAAUCGAAAGAUGAUCGCGAGAAGCGAACUCGACGAAUCCGAUCUGAAGUUUAAGCAGGAUAUGAUAUACCUUCGAACGAAAAUGUUUUCCUUGCCCAGAAAGCCAGACGACCAGAAACGUCGAAUGUCAGUGAGACAAUCGAAAACUGACACUUUUACCGAUCUUCUGAAGGAAACCAAGAAAUUCGAUCACUUUUCCGUAGUAACGGAAUUAUCGAAGAUAAGUAAUCUAAAAUUUAUCGACGGAAAAUUCGUGGAUUGUCAUGUUUGGGGAAAAAUUUUGGACAGGCAUGGAAAUCAGUACGGGACAAAGUGGUAUUUAGUUCUUUGCCCGCAAAUAGAAAAAAUGUUGAAAAAACGCCACGUACCAAUGCUACAUUUAAAUCCGAGUUCUACUUUCGCCUUCUUAUCGAAGAUUCUGGAGAACGGAGCGAACUUUGUACUGUUAAGGCCAGAUUUGAUUUCUUUGUUAGACGAUAAGGACCGUCCUUGGUUGGAAAGAUGGAAAUUACAAUUUCAACUGAAUAAUAGAAAGCACAUAGCUGUAACUUUGAUACAAGCUCGUUACCGUGGCUACAUGUUACGUAAAAUGAAAACCGACUCCGAGCUACUUUACAUAGCCGCCAGUGUUUUGUGGUUAUGUUGGCUGACUCUGAAGAAGAAAAGGGAGAUACACGAACGUUAUCUGAUGAAAAUGUUGAUAUCGUUGCAAACAACACGGGAGCUGUCUUUAAAAUUAAACAGAGAAUUCAAUUCUAUCAUUCAGAAACCACAUGUGGUAAUACAUUUGCCAUCCUUUGGUUACCCAGUGGACUUACGUCGUGCGUAUAUACCGCAGAAGCUCGCUAUCGAGCAAAACAUGGCCAGUUUACGUAUGUGUUUCGUGCGCAAUCCAAACACCGAAGUGAUCUACAUAUUAUCUGUGAGACCGACCAAAGACUUACUGUUGAUGUACAGCGACUUCAUCGAGUCAAUACGCGCGGGAGAGAACAUAGCAAAACGAAUCACUUUCAUCGCUUUGUCUCAAGGGGAGACCUUCAGUCGGUGUACAUUAAAUCUCUCUAGGAUUCUGCAUUGUUCCGAGGAUUCCCUUAACGAAAUUCGACAGAGGAUCGCCGGUAAACGCGCUUACUUCUUACCAUUGAUCGUCGACGAAUGCGACAUGAGAUUGGCCGGGAACCUUGGCGUAGCCUUGCUAAGUCCCGACAUGGAGGUCCAAAGAAAAUUCCUAAACAAAUCGAUAAUGUCCGCCAUGAUCGAUGGACUUGGACUGGCGCAACCACCGCAUUACAAGCAUAUACAUAAUUACGAGACCCUAUGCAGCGCUCUAGCUCAAAUGAUUAUUCAUCAUACGGAGAUCUGUGCGUGGGUGAUCAAACUGAAUUUUGGCACGAACCAGGUGCAUCGCGGCAUUUUUCUGAUUAAUCACAUCAGCAUCCCGUUUAUGCCAAGUUUACGGAAGGAGAGAGAAAAAUUCGGGGACACGUGGGGGGUGAAUUGCUCGGUGCGAAACAUGUUUCUGGACAAGUUAACGGAACAUUUGCCGAAAAUUGUUUCCGCUGCCACUAGACUGUCAAGGUUCUACGAUUCAUGGAAGGACUUCUAUUCUCAAUUGCAAAAAAUGGGCUCCCUGCUGCAAGCAGUGCCCGUGAAAAAGGACGAUAAAGCCAUCGCUGUUAGUCUAUUCAUUCCGAGAAAAGGGAUUAAAGAUAAAGUGAAGUGGCUGGGAACCGCCGAUAUAGUACGUUUAGAUGUUUGCACUGUUUCAACGCGUGUGUACAUGAUACCGCAAACCUCAUUAGUCAACACCAAACUCGAACCAAUAGUAAACAAAUUUGCGAAAGGGAUGCAAAAUGAAGGUUAUUUCGGUUACGUGACCGUUGACUGUUAUUGUUAUCCUGAGAAAAACGAGGAGAAAUUAGGGAUUAUGUUGCUGCAUGUAUAUCCUUUUUAUACGGACGUACACAGUUAUAUGGAAUGGAUGAAAUUUUCAACUGGAGGAACGUACAUGGCCGCAGGGCAAACUGCAACGCAUCCUUUAGAUGUAACUAAAGUACGAAUGCAACUUUCAAAGGCUUCUCUGACCGAAACAGUACGAACAACUUUACAUGGCGUCGGAGUACGCGGAUUUUUCGUUGGCUGGACCGCUGGGCUUCUCCGCCAAUUAACAUAUAGCACAGCUAGACUUGGAAUGUACACCACUUUGUACGACUUGUGUCAACAAUAUCUUGGAUGUUUAAAUUAUCCUACGAUGAUUGGCAUGGGAAUGAUAUCCGGUGUCGUGGGUUCAUUUGUUGGAAGUCCGACCGAUUUGGUUUUAAUUCGUAUGAUAGCCGACGUGAACUUACCUCCCGAGAAGCGAUGGAAUUAUAGAAAUGGUUUCGUUGGAUUAAUCACUAUUGCGAAGAACGAAGGAGUGCGUGCAUUAUGGAGAGGAAGUACAGCAACAGUGAUAAGAGGAGCUGUCGUCAAUGGGACACAGUUGGGUACAUACAGCAAGGUUAAACUAAUGUUGAUAGAUACAGGUCGCUUUCACGAAGGUGUAUUAUUGCAAUUUUGUUCAGCUAUGAUUUCCGGACUAGUAACGUGUUCAGUGUCACUUCCCUUGGAUGUAUCUAAAACUAGAUUACAAAAUUGGACUUCAUCAAAAAAAUCACCGAACCUUUUUGGCAUGAUACUCUACAUAGUACAAAAAGAAGGAGUGAGAGCACUGUGGCGAGGAUUUUUACCGUAUUAUUGUAGAGCUGCGCCUAACUCUAUAAUCACAAUGAUAUGUGUCGAUCAACUUCAUCGUAUAUACAUUAAAUUGUUCCUGGUGCCUCAAGAAUGA
Dufourea novaeangliae is the source of this 3294-nucleotide messenger RNA. RefSeq lists its product as uncharacterized. Gene Ontology annotation, molecular function: malate transmembrane transporter activity; protein binding; sulfate transmembrane transporter activity. The transcript has 10 exons. The coding region runs from base 1 to 3294 and encodes 1097 amino acids. The record is from RefSeq and is a predicted model, not a curated record. Gene Ontology annotation, biological process: malate transmembrane transport; phosphate ion transmembrane transport; succinate transmembrane transport. Lineage: Eukaryota; Metazoa; Arthropoda; Insecta; Hymenoptera; Halictidae.